UGUGACGUGCUCUCCAAUUCCAUCCAAUUUUUACAAAACUAUUGCCAAACCCAACACAACACCACAAAAGCCCUCUCUUUUUAACCUAUCCCUUUUUCCAUCAAAAUAUAUUUAAUUUCUUUUCCUUAGAUAGUGAUACUUACUUUAUUAUUAUGUCUAUAAGUUUUUGUGGCUCUAUCUUCUGGGUUUCCUCGUUUUCAUGACAUAUUGUCAAUUCACAUAACUCAUAAGUCAUGCCCUCUACUUCUAAGGCAAGACUUUCCCUUUAGAAGAAAAAUCCCAAUUAGUUAAGAUAGGCCUUGAAAAAUAGUGUACCAAUAUCUUUAAACUUAAGUUUCAAGAUAUAGAAGAAACUCAUUCAUUGAUUCACCUUUGUCCUUCAUUUGAAGAAGUUGCAUGGUCCAUCCUUUUGUGGUUUUGAUUUUAGCUUACUCCUAGGUACUACUUAGAUUUCUUGUCGGAUAUAUAUAUAUAUCUCCUUAAUUACUCCGAAGUUUUUCAUAUCCUUCAAUUUUUUGCUUGAUAUGAUGUGAAAUUUUCAUUAGAAAAAAACCAUGUCUAUUGUUAGUUUAUGUGUUACCUUAAGUCUUGUUUUUGGGUUUCUUAUACUCUUGAUAUUUGCACAAAUUUUCUAUUUUUUAUGGUGGAAAAAGAGAAGAACACACAUAGAUAUUGAAAUGGAACAAGGUGGUUUCACAAAAGGGGUGUUUUAUUGGGGGUGUUGGAAGAAAACACCAUGUUCUUUAGAUGUAACAAACACUAGUAGGAACAUAGAAACCUCAAAUCAUGAACAGGACAUAGAAUUGGGUGUUGAAGGCAAAGAUUUGCUUUUGAAACUCUCUGGUGAGGAAAGCUUGGAGCUUGAAUUGAUGAGGUUGCAUAAUCUCCCUGGCCCACCAAGAUUUCUCUUCACAAUCACAGAAGAAACAAAGGAAGAUUUGGAAUCUGAAGAUGGGAAAUCGAAAUGUGGAAGAAGCCGAAAAGGGUCGAGAACUAAGAGUUUGAGUGAUUUUGUUGAAACCCCUUUUGGUUUAUCUCCUUUGAAGUGUUCUGUUGAUUCUAUUUCUCUUGAUUCUUAUAAGCAUCAAGGGUUUAAUAAUCCGCUUUUCGAAGCCUCGGCCGAAUCGGAAUUUAACAGGUUUAGAUCUUCGCCGCCUCCGAAGUUCAAGUUUUUGAGAGAUGCGGAAGAGAAGUUGUAUAGGAGAUUGAUGGAAGAAUCUAGAAGAAAGGAAGUUGAGGAGAGUCAUGAAAAGUCCCCUAAAAGAGAAACAGAAAGGAAGCAGAUUCAGCAGUGUUUGCCACAGAGUUCUUCUCAGGUUCUUCCUUUGACAUCUUCUCCUACAAUGUUCAAAUCACUUGAUAAUUCAUCUAUGGUGCAUUAGGUUCAUAUACAUUUAGGACUCUUUGGUAAUUAUAUUUUUUUUACCUUAUGUUAAAUUAAUUUUGAUUAUGGACCUCUAUUAUGUGUGUUCUUGAAUGAUUGUUAUGGUUAAUAUGCUGCAAAUUUGAUCAUGGUUUGCCAACAUAUAGAAUGCAUAGAGACAUGUUCCUCAAAAUGGUUCUAAAGAUACUAGUUAGUUAUGAUUUAAAUUGUGAUUAUUGCGUGUAAUUGUAAUUGUAGAUUAAAAUUUAGAACUAAUUAGUUAACGAGUUUAUAUGCCCAGAAUUGAUUAUAUUUAAAGAUAGAAUUCAAACAUUGAAAAAUACACUUUGAAUUCUAAAAUUCAAAACAA
Molecule: messenger RNA, 1733 nt
Organism: Vicia villosa (hairy vetch)
Lineage: Eukaryota; Viridiplantae; Streptophyta; Magnoliopsida; Fabales; Fabaceae
Exons: 1
Coding region: 555-1382 (275 amino acids)
Source: RefSeq, a predicted model, not a curated record